This is a messenger RNA of Glarea lozoyensis ATCC 20868, 4335 nucleotides long. RefSeq names its product TPR-like protein. The coding region runs from base 1 to 4335 and encodes 1444 amino acids. Lineage: Eukaryota; Fungi; Ascomycota; Leotiomycetes; Helotiales; Helotiaceae. Gene Ontology annotation, biological process: regulation of synaptonemal complex assembly; meiotic cell cycle; regulation of DNA-templated transcription. The transcript is spliced from 13 exons. Gene Ontology annotation, molecular function: protein binding; DNA-binding transcription factor activity, RNA polymerase II-specific; zinc ion binding. The record is from RefSeq and is a predicted model, not a curated record.
AUGGCGCAAGCAAUGGGCAGGAUACAAAACCUCCGAAUGCCUCGCCGCCGGCUGCUGGGGCGAGUAAGAAUUCCAAGAAGAGACGGAAAGUCAAUCACGGUACGUCCAGCGAAUAAAACCUCUGCAACCGUUCCCAAUUGCAUGUCUGAAACAUCCGCUGAUCUUGGUCAUGGCCCCACAGCUUGUGUGUACUGUCGACGAUCUGAACGCCCAUGUGCGCGUUGUAUAAAACGAAAUAUUGGGCACCUCUGUCAUGACGAACCCCGCGAACCGGAAACAGCCACGAAAAAAUCCAAGAAACAGCAUAGUAAUCCAGUUGACGACGAUGACGCGGCGACGGAGCAACUACAAAGUAACGUGGAUGGUGGUAUGAACACUUCAAUUGAGCAGCCCCAGGUUCAAUCGCAGGAUAGCGGUCUUGCGAUUGGGACAGCAACGCUUCCUCAGGCUAGUUCUUUACUCGUUCAACCAUCACCUGUGUCGGGAGUUCAGGCAAGUGCUCUCAACAACAAUUCAAAUCAGUUUACCGGAUACUCGAACGACUGGCUUGGUACACAAAGCCAAUUCCAAGAUAUGCAUACUUACCAUUCUUCUUAUAUGUUCAACGCGCCAGAAGUCACGAAUGAGUAUAAUCUUCUGAACGACUUCUUGAAUAACAGCUUGCUCGACGACGGAGCAUUACUGCAGGAAGACACCCCAACUCUUUUUGGUGGUCAAUCAAGUGUCAUGUUGCCAGGAGGACUCAGCAAUAACUCCGGUUCACAGCAAUCCGCCAAUCUUGGAUUACCUGCUAAUUCGCAAGGCUAUGCAAUGCCUAGACCAGCGAGUGUUAUACCCGCAGAUAAGGCACGAGACUAUUAUCUUCAAGCUGCGGAUCCAUCUGGAAAUGAUGCCCCGGAAGAAAGAAUGCAGCGGCUCCUUCGAGCUAAAUACGACGCUGGGAUGUUGAAGCCUUUCAACUAUGUGAAAGGCUACGCUAGAUUAUCACUCUAUAUGGAUUCACACAUGCACAUGGCAUCGAAACAGAAGAUUUUACGACAGCUUGAACAAUUUAGACCCAAAUUUAGAGAAAAGGUUCAAUCAUUGACAGAUAUUGAGCUGAUAUAUGUUGAAAUGUGGUUUGAACGUAGCCUCAUGGAGUACGAUCGUGUCUUUGCAAGCAUGGCUAUUCCCGCUUGUUGUUGGCGGAGAACUGGCGAAAUAUUUAGAGGGAACAAGGAGAUGGCAGAGCUGAUUCAUGUGCCCAUCGAGAAGCUAAGAGAUGGAAAGAUUGCCAUACACGAAAUUCUCACUGAAGAGUCGCUCGUCAACUACUGGGAAAAGUUUGGGGCCAUUGCUUUUGAUCUAGGCCAAAAAGCUCUCAUAACGAGCUGUUCAUUGAAAAAUCCCGACGAUAAAUCGAAAGACCCAACCAUCAAAUGUUGCUUUUCGUUCUCGAUUAAGAGGGAUGACCACAAGAUCCCGUCUCUGAUUGUUGGAAACUUUCUCCCGCAAGAUCCUGUGAAACGCAACUUCUAUGCAAGUCCCCGUUCCCCAACAGAUGUGGAAAGUGUUGGCUUAUGUUUUGUCCAAGCCUUUGCUGCCGAUAUCCAGCAACAAAUCUCCGCUGCGGCAACCUCGAGAUCGCCAGGAAGUCUUGUGCACGAAAUUGAGAAAGAAAUACUUACCUUCCCAAGCAAUUUGGGCACAGCUGCAGCAUCUAAGUGUGAGGAGAUUGACAGUACUGCCACGGUACUAUGGAACCUUUGCACCCGCCUUCGACGCGACAAUGAAUCCGAAACCCCGCAGAAUUCCCCAGCCGUAUUAGAUAUAGCGCGCGUGUUUGCGUUUCUUCUCUUGUGUUGCGCGCACGGCCAUGGAAAGUCAACGAGUAGUAAUAUCUGUAGACUAAUGAAAAUUGGCUUCAAGGCUGCCAAAGGAUCAAUUGGGCGGAACCAAUAUGAUCUUGCUUCCAAAGUCCUGGAGCGACUUGGCAAAUUCGAAGGCUUGCUCAAAGAUAUCCAGGGUGACUCGUCGGCAGAACACGGAGAGGACCUUCAACGCCUGAGCUCAGAAUACUUCAUCCUCCGGACUUCAUUGGCGUGGCAUCAGAAGCAGCUGGAUAUUGUAGAGCACCUAUAUACAAAUGCCCGACCAAAGCAACGCAAACUUGAUCCUGACACGGCUGAGAGCCUCGCAGAUGUUCUGUACGAGAUGGGAAGACAUUUAUUGGACAAAACGCAAUAUACAAUAGCUAUUCAGUGGUUUGACAGGGCGCUGGAAAUAUUAGCAGAUCAGGAGCUCGAGGCGCUAAGCAUGGAUGCUAGUGAACUCCGAGUAUCCAUCAUACAGUCAACAGUGAAAGCUCGAAUACUCCUCAAAGAUCCCCAAUCUCUGGAUCAAGCUCGUGAUCAGGUCGAAGUUCUCGGAAAUGAGCUUGGGGAUAGACUAAUCGUCCUAGCCCUUCGAUUAGAGAUUCUAGAAGCAACUUCGGCGGAGCAAUUCGACAGUAUCACUUUCGGCGAUGUCUUCGCCAGGAUAAUCAGGUCUGUUAUACUAAACGACGAGAAUUUCAGACUUGUCAUGUUCCACGUUCGAAAAUUGUGUAUGCACGACUCAGUUUCAGCUUGCAAAUCACUGGACGACCUUCUAAGAUUACGCGUAAUAACGGAGAAAGAUGAUGAAAGGCGAGAUCGAAUGAUCGAAAAGGUGCUGAUAACGCGGCUUUGGAUGGCAGUUGAACAGGACUCCGCAGAUUCUCUCUCCGCGCUGGAAGGAUUUCUGGGUAUCGUUCUUGGAAAUGUGGCUACAGGCGUGAGUUCGACGGCGACUCUAGCCGCUCACACGCUCCUGUGGAAGCGUAUCGAAGCAAAUUAUGCUCAAAGACGGUACGAGACUGCGGAGAAGUGGUGUCGGUUGGCUAUGCACCAGGUCUUUCAAAACUGUGGUGAUCUCAACAUGGCUCGCAUAAGUCGGAAAAUGUUAUUGUGCGCCAUCGAGAGACAGGAUGACAAUGGCGCUGUGGAGAUCUUGAACGCGAUGCCACCCCCGGCAAGAAAUGAGCCAAUGACAAGAUUCUUGAUGUACAAAAUUGCCAUAAGGAUGAAUAGCAUCGACACCGCUUCCGAAUGCCUUGAAUCCAUCUAUUCGUCUUCCCCAAACGAUCCCUCCCUACUCUACGCAUGCUGUCUACACUCGCUCGAAGGCAAUAACAAAAAAAUGACCUUGGCAGCCUUGCAAUUGGUGCUUGAAAAGUUCAAUUACGGCCCGCCAACGCCAGUUCACCUACCUUCUUUACUUCGUAUAACAAUUGGUUUAACUUCCUCACUACUUGAAGAAUCACAAGCGGGAAGUAAAAUGGAUGAGACUGAGACUUUAGUGGACAAGCUUUGCAUGCUCUUUGAAGGAGCCGUGACAUCUAUACGGAAGAGUAAUAAAACGUCGAGCAUAGAUGCGGUAUGGACAAUUCCCGAACUAGAUUGGUUUUCCAAGAACUCUUACAACACUUCUAUACAACAUAUCUCGACAUGGUCUCCAAUCUACAUUUGGAGAAUGCUAGAUUGUUGUAUAGCCUUCAUCGAUCAGUAUCCAGAAGGAAUUCCAGAACAAGUCUCCGAGGACCUAUCGUUACGGAAGAUGUUUUGUCAAUUUUCCGCAGCGACUGCAAUCGUUACUCUCGCUCGCGGGGAAGACAAUAUUCAAAAACAGUUGCAAUACUAUGUUGAUCUACGAAAGCACGUCGCCAGCUUUGAUAAGCUGUUGUCAGAAAAACUCGAAAGAAUGGAAGAGUUUCAGAGUCAAGACCUGUUACAGAAACUGUCUAUCCUAUUGACCUUCGAUUUCGAAGCGGCCUGUCAUCUGAAGAAGUGGGAUGAACUAGGACAUGUCAUUCUGAACGCGAAUAUCUGCAAGAGUAUGCGGGCGUACGAACUUAUGGCCGAUUGUGCGAUAUCAAUCUCACCCCCGACGCAAGCCUUGAUUGCAACUCUCAAGAAAAUCGUCAAUGAAGCAUGGGCUUUGGAAUGUGUCAAUAGCGUUAACCUAGCCAAGUACAUGCGGUGUCUGUUUCAGAUAGCUCUCCUAAGCCACGAGGAAACCGCGGAAACUCUCCUUGAUCAAGUUGCUGCCCAUGCUAGAGAAGCGAGCGAGACAGAUGAGCCGUACCCUAGCGAAGAACUCGACUGGAUUGCGACUAAGGCCUUCAACCACGCUGUCGACCUAUACCUUGGCCAGCAAGAAGAUGCCUGUAAGGUUUGGGCUAGUAAGGCGAUUAAUGUCGCACACUUCGUAAAUGAUGAAGGUGCUCUUGAAAGACUCCUGCAAGAAAAGCUUGCUGGGCUGUUAUUAGACACUUGA